Messenger RNA from Acanthosepion pharaonis, 840 nucleotides. Lineage: Eukaryota; Metazoa; Mollusca; Cephalopoda; Sepiida; Sepiidae. The record is from the annotation of a GenBank genome assembly.
AUGUUCUGCUUUUUGUUACUUUCAUAUAUCUUUCUUAUUUGGUAUUUUUAUUGUUUGUUUUAUUGCUCUCUCUUUCUUUUUUCUUUUUCUUUUUCUUUCUUUUCUUUUCUUUUUACUUUCUUUUCUUUCUUUUCUUUUCUUUUUUCUUUCUUCUUUCUUUUCUUUAUUCAUUCUUAUCUUUUUCUUUUUUUCUUUCUUUUCUUUUUUCUUUCUUUUUUCUUUAUUCUUUCUUUUCUUUAUUCAUUCUUAUCUUUUUCUUUCUUUCUUUCUUUUCUUUUCUCUUUCUUUUCUUUCUCCUUUCAUUCUUUUUUCUUUUUCUUUCUUUCUUUUUCCUUUAUUUCUUUCUUUUCUUUUCAUGUUCUGAUUUAUACUAUUUUCUUUCCUCUCUUUCUUGGUAGCAUCUUUCUUUUUUUCAUGUCGUUUUCUUUCGUCUCUUCUCUCACUUCUUUCUUUCUUUUAUUAAUACGUCAUCCUUUUGAUCAUUUUCCUAGACAUUUUACGUAUAUUUCUAUAAUUUUCAUCUUUCUUUCUUUAUUUAUUUCUCUCUUUCUUUCUUUCUUUAAUACCUUUGUUUGUUUGUUUGUUUCUUUCUUUCUUUUUCUUUCUUUCUUAUAUCUGUUAUUCUUUCUUUCCAUUUUCGAUGUUCUUUCUUUCUUUCUUUCUCUCCUCAUCCAUUCUUCUUAUUUUCCACGACCUUUUAGGAUUUUUUCCCAUUUUUAUCUUAAUUCCAAAAUUAAUUUCGCUACCAACUCAUGUUUCUUCUUCCUUUCUCGAUUUCACUUCUCACAAGUGACUCUCCAGUAUUUUCAAAUCAAUCCUUUUGUCUUUCUUUUUCUAUAA